Messenger RNA from Calypte anna (Anna's hummingbird), 1909 nucleotides. RefSeq names its product tRNA aspartic acid methyltransferase 1 (gene TRDMT1). Lineage: Eukaryota; Metazoa; Chordata; Aves; Apodiformes; Trochilidae. Gene Ontology annotation, molecular function: methyltransferase activity. The transcript has 11 exons. The record is from RefSeq and is a predicted model, not a curated record. The coding region runs from base 36 to 1238 and encodes 400 amino acids.
CCGGGAGCGCCGGGCCGGGCGCCGGCUGCCUCAGAAUGGCGGCGCUGCGGGUGCUGGAGCUCUACAGUGGUAUCGGGGGGAUGCACCAGGCCCUGAAAGAAAGCUGCACAUUUGCAGAAAUUGUUGCUGCUGUUGAUGUGAACAAUCUUGCCAAUGAAGUUUAUAAGCACAACUUUCCCAGUACACCAUUAUGGGCAAAGACAAUUGAGGGCAUAACACUAAAAGAAUUUGACAGAUUGUCUUUUGAUAUGAUUUUGAUGAGUCCUCCCUGCCAGCCAUUUACAAGAGUUGGCCUACAAGGUGAUGUAUCUGACCCACGGACAAAGAGCUUUCUCUAUAUCCUUGAUAUUCUUCCAAGGCUCCAGAAGCUUCCAAAAUACCUUCUUUUAGAAAAUGUUAAAGGCUUUGAAUCCUCUUCUGCAAGAAAUGAACUUUUGCGAACACUAGAAACAUGUGGAUAUAAAUAUCAAGAAUUUCUCUUGUCUCCAACUCGUCUUGGCAUUCCCAACUCUAGACUGCGAUAUUUUCUAAUUGCAAAGCUUCAUGAAGAACCAUUUUCCUUUCAAGCUCCUGGUCAGAUUUUGACAAGAUUCCCAGAUCAGGAUCCACAAGACAUAUUUGAGAACAAAGCUGCUGACAAAGAGGGUGAAGUUUGUUCUUCCUUGCCUUCUGAAGAGAAGAAUCUGCACGCAAACAUUGGUCCUGAUUGCAGAACCAAGAAGAAUUUAUCAAAAGGGGCUUUUCUUUUUAAGCUUGAAACAGUAGAAGAAGUGGAAAGGAAAUAUGGUCAGGACAAUGAUUCCACUAUUCAAAUGCUAAAAGAUUUCUUGGAAGAGGAAAAUGAAGACAUGAGUCAGUAUUUCUUACCACCAAAGUCCUUAUUGCGCUAUGCUUUUGUGUUAGACAUUGUUAAACCUACCUGUCGGAGAUCCACAUGCUUUACAAAAGGGUAUGGACACUAUGUAGAAGGAACAGGCUCAGUUUUGCAGACAGCAGUAGAUGUACAGCUUGAAUCAGUGUUUAAAUACAUUGAGGAACUACCAGAAGAAGAGAAGCUUAUGAAAUUGUCAACAUUAAGACUGAGGUACUUUACCCCAAGAGAAAUAGCAAAUCUUCAUGGAUUCCCUCUGGAAUUUGGCUUUCCUGACAAAGUAACAACAAAGCAGUGCUACCGUCUGCUGGGAAACAGCCUCAAUGUACAUGUGGUGUCAAAACUGAUCUCCCUUCUACUUGGAUAAUUUAGAACCUGAAUCUGAUCACUAUGGACUGGUGGCAGAAAAUACUUCCAUCUUGCAAGAGGAAUCUGAUGGCAGCUGAACAAAAAUGAUAGCUUACCAAAAUAUCUGUCUAGACAUUUUGCCGACCGGUUCUGGUACAUUUUAAUACUUUGCUUUUUUGGUGGAUUUGCACUGUAGAGAUAUUUUAUUUAAAUGGAAAUUUCCAGAAGUUAAUUGCAUUAUUUAAAUGUCCUUUUUAGUUUACAAAAUGAAAAAAGCAGCAUUUAUAUUUAACUCAAUAAAAAUUGAUAAUACUCUUUUAUUUUAUCUUAAAACUGUCUUCUCAGUACAGUGUAAAAAGGCUGUAAAUUUAUAGCUCUUUUAAUUACACGCGGAGUCCAAGUUCUACAUGUUAAAUGUCUUAAACUGUAAAUAUCAGUGAUACCUUACUAAAAGACUGUGUGUAUGGUCUGAAAUUUUGAUGGGUUUUUUUGAAGUUAAAGCAUUCAGUAUUUUGUACAAGAUUUUUAAAAAGACUCAUUGUCAUCCUUACUUUAUGGUUGUCUCAUCCUCUUUAAAUACUUGUAGGUUUCUGGAACUCAUCUGUAUCUAUCUGGGAUGCUUUGUUUAGGUACAGUUGAAUAAAACUAUUUCAAUAUUAUCACAGCCCUGACAAUAACUUGCCUGUUUCU